AUGAACGAAUGUAGUGGGUCCCGGUUGACCCACUUCGACCAGAGGACUUCUCCUGUCAAGUCCAUUAAGAGUAGGGAUGGCGAUGUGAUAGACUGUGUGCAUAUCUCUAAUCAACCAGCAUCUGAUCAACCCUUGGGUAGUAACAAUGAUCUACAGAAAAGGUUGAGCAAUCCCAUCAACGCAAAGAAAUCAAUACCACAAGCAUGGCAUUUGGAGGGUAGUUGCCCUGAUGGAACAAUUGCCGUAAAAAGAACAACACAAGAGGAUCGGAUUCGGGCUAACUCCAUCAAUAGCUUCGAUGUCAAUAGUAUGCAUCAAAACAGUUUUCAGGCAACCUCAAACACAGAUACUUCUGCCACCAGCACGGGUUUUCACCAGUAUGCUACCGCGUAUGUAAUUGGAGAAGAGUACUAUGGAGCAAUGGCAACCAUGAAUCUAUGGGCCCCCAAAGUGAGACCCAAUGAGUUCAGUUCAUCGAAGAUUUGGGUUAUUGGAGGUUCUGGUUCAGAUCUGAACGUUAUCGUAGCUGGUUGGCAUGUGUACCCUGGAUUAUAUGGAGAUAAUAAAACAAGGUUUUAUACCUAUUGGACUGGUGACAACUUUCAGUCUACUGGAUGCUACAACUUGCUCUGCCAAGGCUUUGUGCAGACUAGCAACAAAUUUGCAUUAGGAGCACCCUUUCCCGAACUUUCAGAAAUCGAUGGUUCGCAAUCUGAAUUUACUGUGAUUAUCUUUAAGGGUAAAAAUGGUUGGGUGCUGCAAUUUGAUGAUUUUGUACUUGGUUAUUGGCCAUUUUCAUUAUUUACCAAUCUCAAAGACAAUGCAUCAUGGAUUGAAUGGGGAGGCUUGAUUUUGAACUCAAAUAUUGGUGGCAAACAAAGUACAACAACUCAAAUGGGAAGUGGUCAUUUCCCUGAAGAAGGGCUUAAAAGAGCAGGUUAUAUGAGACAACUCCAAGUAUUUAAUGAGUCCUUGUAUUCAAGAAGGCUUGACUCUCCAAUCGCGAUGGCUUCACACCCAAAUUGCUACAAUAUAAAAUUGUCCAAGAACAAGGUUUAUGGAGAUUUCAUUGUAUACGGAGGCCCGGGCAAAAACCCUAAGUGCCCGUAA
Messenger RNA from Oldenlandia corymbosa var. corymbosa, 1110 nucleotides. The record is from the annotation of a GenBank genome assembly. NCBI's taxonomy places the organism in Eukaryota, Viridiplantae, Streptophyta, Magnoliopsida, Gentianales, Rubiaceae.